This is a messenger RNA of Auxenochlorella protothecoides, 390 nucleotides long. RefSeq names its product Photosystem I reaction center subunit psaK, chloroplastic. Gene Ontology annotation, cellular component: photosystem I; membrane. Lineage: Eukaryota; Viridiplantae; Chlorophyta; Trebouxiophyceae; Chlorellales; Chlorellaceae. Bases 1 to 390 code for a protein of 129 amino acids. Gene Ontology annotation, biological process: photosynthesis. The record is from RefSeq and is a predicted model, not a curated record. The transcript is spliced from 4 exons.
AUGCAGAGUGUCAGGAGCUUCACCGGCUUCAGGGCCAAUGCCCUCCGGCCGAUUGCCCACAAGGUGAUGAACGGCCUGGUAGCUGGCGAGGCGGUGACUAGCCGGUCUAGGGUGAUGGUGGUCACCCGUGCUGGCUACAUUGGGUCCCCAACCAACGUGAUCAUGGUGCUGUCCACCUUCCUUCCCAUCGUGGCGGGCAGGCUGGGCCUUGCCCCCACCGCAACCCGGCACACCACCCCCGGCCUGAAGCUGUAUGAGGACAAGUCCGCGGGCCUCAUCAGCGGCGACCCGGCAGGGUUGACCAUCUGGGAUGUGCUGGCGCUGGGCGCGCUGGGCCACAUCAUUGGGGUGGGAAUUGUGCUGGGCCUGCACAACUCUGGGAACCUGUAG